UCUCCGGCGGAGCUGCGUGAGGCCAGGCCGGCCCCCGGCCCCCCCUUCCGGCCGCCCCCGCCUCCUGGCCCACGCCCGCCCGCGCUCGGCCCGCCAGCGCCUCCAUCCGGGCUGGCGGCCCCGCGUCGACGCCGUCCGCCACCUCGCUGCUGCUAACUCCUGUGCAGGGCGCCGUCGGCGGGGCCGCGCUCCGUCGGGCCUGCGGAUCUCCCCACCGCCUCCUCCUCUAUCUACCUCAACACCCCAUUCCUGCUUCGCCAGAGGAGGCGGUCCCCACCGCAGGCAGUCCGGCUUGCAGGUCGCCGGCGUUGUCAUCCCCCGCGCUCCCCCUCCCAGCCCUCCCCGGCGCGCAGCCCGGCUGCUCCCCUCUUUUCGCUGCAGUCCCGAGCAGCUGAGGCGCCGCCACGCCUGUCCCCCCCACAAGAAGCCCGGGCUUACGACGGCUGAGGGCUCCGUCGGCCCUAACCGAGCUGGGUGCCCGUGGCCGGGGUGACGCCUCCAUUCCUCCCCCCUCAACACCGUCCUCGGUCCUUCGAAGUUGCAUCCUCUCCUCUGCUUAGGGUGCGCCCCCCCUCGCGCACCCGCUUACCCGCCACCUUUCCUAAGCUCCCCUCCUGCCCCCUCCCCGUUCCUCCUCGCCUCAGACUCCCUCCCCCUCACGUCCGCCCUCUGCCUUCGCCUACCCAAGUGGAUUAAUUAUACGCUUUCUGUUUCUCUCGGUGCUGUCCUCUCCCGCUGUGAGCCUACCCGCCUCUCGCUGUCCUCUCUCCCUCUCUCCCUCUCUGUGGUCCCCCCCGUUCACGUUCACUCUGUCUCUCUCACUAUCUCUGCCCCCCAACUAUCCUUGAUACAACAGCUGACCUCAUUUCCCGAUACCUUUUCCCCCCCGAAAGUACAAUAUCUGGCCCGCCCCAGCCCUAAGAUACCCUAAAGAAGCAGAAGAGACGCCCCCUCCCCACCAAAAAAGCCAUCUCCCCGUUCUGUCCCGUCGCACAUUCGGCCUCUGCGACUCGGGCAGAGCGGCGCUGGCAGAGGAGUGCCCGGCAGAAGGGCCUUCGCCCGCUGUUCGGUUUGCAUACCCGCAGCAGGGAGAUGGGCGGCAGCGUCGCCGGCUUCCAGGUACCAAUGGGGAUCCCAGUGGGGAAGUCGAUGUUGGUGCCUCUCAUCUCUUUGGCCUUCGCCUUGUGCUGCACCGCUGCUUACCGCCCCAGCGAGACUCUGUGCGGAGGGGAGCUUGUCGACACGCUUCAGUUUGUCUGUUCGGACCGCGGCUUCUACUUCAGCAGGCCUUCAAGCCGUGCCAACCGUCGCAGCCGUGGCAUCGUGGAAGAGUGCUGCUUCCGCAGCUGCGACCUGGCCCUCCUGGAGACAUACUGUGCCACCCCCGCCAAGUCCGAGAGGGACGUGUCUACCUCUCAGGCCGUACUUCCGGACUACUUCCCCAGAUACCCCAUGGGCAAGUUCUUCAAAUAUGACACCUGGAGACAGUCCGCGGGACGCCUGCGCAGAGGCCUGCCUGCCCUCCUGCGUGCCCGCCGGGGUCGCAUGCUUGCCAAAGAGCUCCAAGAGUUCAGAGAGGCCAAACGUCAUCGUCCCCUGAUCGUGUUACCACCCAAAGACCCCGCCCACGGGGGAGCCUCUUCGGAGAUGUCCAGCAACCAUCAGUGAACCAAAUUAUGUGGUAAUUCUGCAAUGUAGUACCAUCAAUCUGUGACUUCCUCUUGAGCAGGGACAGUUCCAUCAAGUCCCACACUAAGAUCUCUCUGCUCCACUCCCUCCCCAGGUUUCUCCCUACCCACCCCCAUGCCCCGCCUCCCCACAUCAGGCUGUUCCCCUUGCCCCACACCAUCGGGCAAGGGGAUCUCAGCAAUUCUAAACAAACAAAUUUGAUUGGCUCUAAACAACCCAAUUGACACCCCCUCCAAAUUAUAUAUUCACAUUAAAAAAAAAAACUUUAAAAAUUACAGUCCCUUUAAACAAAUUGACUUUUAAGAAACUCCAUAACUGAUAAUCUAAAAAUUAAAUAACUAAAGAAAUUAAUUGACUAAAAACAUACUAAAAAUUAAUUGGCUUAAAAACAAUUGGCAAAAUCAAAUAAUUCGGCGCCCCCCCCCCUUCAUCUUCUUCCCAUUUGGAUCUUUAGUCAAAUUGGCUAAGACUUGGAUCUCAGAACCCAAGAAGAAAGGAAGGGGACCCAAAAUUUUGCAGGUGGCAUGUCAUUGCUUCAGUGCCCUCUUCUUACCCCAUGCACUUUUAGUGUAAAGCUGGCUGUAAACAACAAUAGCCGCCCAAACUCUUUCUUCACUGGUCAUUCCAACACAAAUGUCCCCCAUGUCACCAAGGGGGCUGGGUGAAAGAACCCAAGGAGAGGAACAGAACAUGAAAACUGGAAAUAGAACUUAAUUGGCACAAGCCCCCAGUCCUAAAAUCUCACUUUUCUCUACCUACCCUAAAAAGCACAUGAUUAUACUCACACCCACAGGCA
Molecule: messenger RNA, 2485 nt
Organism: Mus pahari (shrew mouse)
Lineage: Eukaryota; Metazoa; Chordata; Mammalia; Rodentia; Muridae
Gene: Igf2
Product: insulin like growth factor 2
Exons: 4
Coding region: 1093-1668 (191 amino acids)
Cellular component (GO): extracellular region
Molecular function (GO): hormone activity; growth factor activity
Source: RefSeq, a predicted model, not a curated record